Messenger RNA from Euleptes europaea (tarantolino), 889 nucleotides. It is a transcript of the gene FGF5, whose product is annotated as fibroblast growth factor 5. The record is from RefSeq and is a predicted model, not a curated record. Gene Ontology annotation, biological process: positive regulation of protein phosphorylation; regulation of cell migration; positive regulation of cell population proliferation. Bases 1 to 831 code for a protein of 276 amino acids. Gene Ontology annotation, cellular component: cytoplasm. Gene Ontology annotation, molecular function: fibroblast growth factor receptor binding; growth factor activity. NCBI's taxonomy places the organism in Eukaryota, Metazoa, Chordata, Lepidosauria, Squamata, Sphaerodactylidae. The transcript is spliced from 3 exons.
AUGAGCUUCUCCCCCCUCCUCUGCCUCCUCUGCCUCCUCUUCCUCGGCCACCUGAUCCUCUCCGCCCGGGCGCGCCCGGCGACGCGGCCCCCCGGCGCGCAGUUUGGAGCUGCCAAAAACGGCAGCAGAGGCGGCGGCUUGGGCAAGCGGAGCGGCGCUCCUUCUUCUUCCUCCUCCUCCUCCUCCUCCUCGGCUCCUGCCUCUCCUCUUCCCCCCCCUCGGGGCGUCCAAGGCGGCGGCUCGGAAAGGGGCAGCUUCCAGUGGAGCCCCUCCGGGCGCAGGACAGGCAGCCUCUACUGCCGGGUGGGCAUCGGCUUCCAUCUCCAAAUCCACCCCGAUGGGAAAGUCAACGGCUCCCACCAAGCCAGCCUCUUGAGUAUUUUGGAAAUAUUUGCUGUGUCUCAGGGGAUUGUAGGAAUUCGAGGAGUUUUCAGCAACAAAUUUUUAGCGAUGUCAAAAAAAGGAAAACUCCACGCAAGUGCCAAAUUUACCGAUGACUGCAAGUUCAGGGAGAGGUUUCAAGAAAACAGCUAUAACACCUACGCCUCGGCGGUUUACCGGACUGAAAAAACGGGAAGGGAAUGGUACGUGGCUUUGAACAAAAGAGGAAAAGCGAAACGGGGCUGUAGCCCCCGAGUAAAACCCCAGCACCUUUCUACUCAUUUCCUCCCGAGGUUCAGACAAGUGGAACCGCCGGAACUUUCUUUUACCGUCACCGUCCCUGAAAAGAAAAAGCCACCUGUUAUCCCGGCAAAGCCAAAGGUCCCAAUGCCGGUGCCUCGGAAGAACUCCCCUCCGGUCAAAUACAGACUCAAGUUUCGCUUUGGAUAGUAAUGGCUUGAACUCUUCAGCGAAGGAAUGUCCUUUUUCUCAGGAGCCGAUGCUUGUC